AUGGAGGGAACUCGUGUUGAGAUCGGGCAGCACUCACAGUGGGUGUCUCUUACUUCCCUGCAUACUGUGCGUGGGGUGUGGCAAAAGAACGCAGGAGUGGACGAAGUGAUCGCGGGAGCCCCUCCUGCCAUCAAGGGCCAAGUGUUGUCAAUGGAGACGCUGACAGAGGCGAGCCUGCGCUUAUCACCGUGGAAAGGAGACGACGAGGAGCUUGCAGGUGGGGGUGAUGAGCUUUCCACCAGAAGCAACACAGCAGCGAGUCUUUUCAACAGCCGUCAAGAAGAAGCAUUGACCGACAGGGAUAACGAAAGGACGGUACACGGGGAGAUAGGGAAAGAAGAGCGCCAUCAGUCACGUACGCCCGGUGGAGGGUCUGAUGCAGUUACCGGUGGAACGGAUGUAUUACGUCAGGCGGCCGAAUCUUCCGCUAUGGGACGGCUGACUGAUGGAGCGACGCCGGCUGCUCCGAGCGUUAGAGAAAUCUGUGACCGAAUUCAGCGCAGAGUCGUGACAACGAACGUUGCAGCAAAAACAGAAAGCGGGGACACAACUGAGCGACAAACAGCCCAUGGAUCCUUGCCUCCGUAUCUACCAGAUGGAUGGGACGAUUUUCGUGAUGCCCAGCAGUUUGGGGACUCGGCGAGCCCGCUUGAUUUCGGACGCCAACGCGGCUGCACACAGGACCCAAAUCGUGACCGCGAAUGCUUCAACUGCUCGCGGCCGCCAGUAGCGGAGGGAGCUGAACAGGCUGGCGAUGCAGAGAAUACUGCUGUUAUACAGUGCGAAAGAGGGGAGGAGCCAGUAGCAUGUCGACUGGUGACGCCGUGGCACUGGGCUCCACAAAGCCCGCUCCUCUUCCAGAACUACGAGGCGGGGAUGACACAGAAGCACCUGGACCCCGUUGAGGGGGUGGAGUCAGGUACCAGAGAUCGCGGCGACAACAGAAGGGAGAUGCCUCAACCGGGGCAGAUGACAAAUGGACGAUCAACAGGAGGAACUGCUGCCGGAGAGAACGGGCUUGAAAACGCAGCUGCCCAUGACACCUGUUGCAGUGCUCGUCCAGAAGGGGAACUGUUGGUGACAGUGCAGGGCCCGGCAAACGCAGAAGAUUCCUGUCGGCAGGAUGGUGGCCUAGGACGCGAUCUGGACGUGCGUUCAGAAGGAAGGAGGCUAUCGCUGAUGAAGACGUCGUGGCCUGCAGCGCCUCCGCCGAGUGGAUCGCCUGGCUGCGGAGCAGGCGACAUCCCCGCGGGUAGCCCACGCGAAACGUCUCUCCAAUUCGGAAACGACCGUACUGAAACAAGGCUAGCUCUUCCACCCCUAACUUGUGACGCGGAACGGGUGACUGGGAAGUCGCAGCUGACACCAACGGCGCACGAAUCAAACGCAAGAAUCCUCACAGCUGCUCUCUCGCCCUCCUUUUCGUCAGCGGCCGUCCACAGAGCAGGCCUCCCUUCCUUGAUCACACCAACAGAUCUCGGCUUUCCUCGCGCUGCCGCGGGGCAGCCUUCAAAAACCACUGAUGACAAUUGCAUGACUGCGCAGUGGCGUCCUCUGCCUGUUUUCUCAACCGCCGACACAAGUGCACAGCCAGAACCGUCCUCUAUAGAGUCGAGGAAUUCCUUGUUGCAACGGAAGUGCGCAGCGGGAGGAGACGCAUCAACUCAAAAUGAGGACGGCUGUAGGGAGACACAGGAAGCCCGAUCGUCAUCAGUAUCAUCUGCGGGAAUGACAGGGUACACGAGCACUGCGGCGUCUUCAGUCGUGUCAGGCGACAUUCUUUCUUCGGUAGCAGCGUCUGUCCACGCGGAUACUUGUGGAGUGGGCGUUGAUCUUCGUGAGGAGGUCCAGGGCGGUGCGGCACCUCGGUAUGUCCUCUUAUUUCCCGAUGAAGAAGAGGAGAGACUCGGACGCGCGAGAAGGGCAUUUUCCAUUCCACCAGGACAUAGUGAAGUCGCCUACGCGGAACAGUAUGGCGGGCAUGUGGAUACGGCGCUUCAUGGGGAGAGAGGAUUAGCGACGUCGGCGAUGUCUGACAGAAUGCAGCCUGGCCACGCGUGUCGUCAAGUGCAGCUUGAAGGCAUGCAUGGCGACAGACGCGGCUCGCGGGCGGGCUCUGACUCAUACGGACCGUUGCUGGACACAGGCUUUUUGCCUGACCACGCUUUUGCCGCACUUCGCCCAUCAAGUGGCGGCUUGACAGACGACCGCGGGUACUGCGGAAACAGUGCUUUCAGUGCACCCCCAACGGAGCAGGGCUGCCAUGAGGUCUACUUGUGGGCAGGGUCACUUAGGCAGCGCGAAGAAGAGGCUACUGAAGCAUUUCUUUCCGUAGGGGCUGACUCACGAGGGCAGAGCACCUUCAUGCAAACAGGCGAGAGACAAACAGCUGGGUCGGCCGAAAACAUCGACGGCGCUUCUGCGUACUCCACAAAGACGUCCGGCAUUCAGCAGAACGUUCCGAUUCUAGCGAUCCGGGAGAAUGGUGGAAAAGUGUCCCCUCCGCUCCCUCAAGCCCCGCGCGGGGGCAAACAGCGGGUUUAUCAAAAUCACUUACGGAAAAGCGGCGUGCCGGCGUGGAGUGCCGAGGAGGAUGCGAAGCUAGCGGAGUUGGUCGCCAGGAAGGGUUUCAAGUGGGCCCUCAUUUCUUCACAACUUACGGAUGCUUUUUGCAUCUCGAGGACUGGGAAGCAGUGCCGGGAACGCUGGUUCAAUCAUGUGAAUCCAGAGGUAAAAAAGGGCGACUGGUCAACGGAGGAGGACGCAACGAUUCUGGCGUUACAAAAUGAGCUGGGGAAUCGGUGGGCGACUAUUGCAAAGAAGCUUCCCGGUCGCACUGAGAACGCGGUUAAGAACCGGUUCAUCUCUCUCAGCAAUGCCCGCUUGGGCUAUGGCCGUCCAAAGCGAGAAGCGCUGGAUGCGGAUGGAGCAGGUAAUAGACGAAGCAGCAGAGGGAGGUCGCAGACCAUCCCAGUCAUGUCCCUGCUGUGCGAAGCUUCAUACUCGGGCCCGGCGGCGGCCACGGAUUCAUCCAAGCCACGUAAAGGAGUGCGUGUCAGUACGGCCAGCGACUCUUGUGAAUCGCCUGCACUGGAGUCCCUGGCAAAUGGACCAAUGCAAAACAACGGCUCCACAUCGAGUUGUUGCCCUCCUGAGCGAGGCGGUGCCACAGCAAAAGGCGGGUGGACUGGCCCGUGGCGUGAGUCUCAAGUGCCAAACGGCAGCGGAUAUGUUGACGAAGUGCGAGACCAUGUGCUCACUCAUAUGAGUGCUGAGGGCAAUGGUGAGCAGCAGUCAUCAUCCGGCACCAACACAGCAGAAACAGAUAUUCCACGCCAGCUUGCCUGCACAGGGUGCCCUCAGGGGGGCCCUAAAGAAUCGCACUUUUUCCCUAGGGCCCUCGCCGCCGACCACAUACAGAGAGAUUUCGUUUCACCAGGCUGUUGCGUGGCGCUGCUGAAGGAGAGAAACAGUCCACACCGAGGCGACUUGCAAUGCCGGGCAACCUUCAGCGGGUUUUCGUUUGAAUGCGGAGGCCCCUCUCCUGGCUGUGAAGGCGGAAGCCUCAACGAACAUGAGGGGAAAAGAGGCCGCAAAAGGUGCGCAACUAUUUUCGAGAGGGAUGGGCAUGGAAGCGGGUCUGAGACAGUCGACCCAGGACGAAGGGGAGAUAAUGCAAGGAAGCUACGUGCAGCCGAAGGUGUCGGGAAUAAGCUUGAGGGCGCCUGCGUGACUGUUUUUGUGAGCGAGCGAGACAGCGAGCCGCUUUCGCAGCCUGAGCAUGACUAUCAAGCAAAAAUGCCUGAAUGUGAAGCCGAGGGCGGAUGCGACCAUGUAGAAUGUGCGGAACAUCAAUGCUCCCGACAUUUCCAAUGUUCUGCUGGUGCAUUCGUCCAAGUCUGUGUUGGCGGCAGUGAACCCGAACGGGAGGCUGCAUGUGACUCGUUCUGGUUCACGGAACAGUCGCUACCCUUCCAAGGUGCAAAUUGUGUAUGUCCAGGGGCAAGACUCCAUUGGCCUGUCACACUCCAAAGCGAGAGAGAAAUUCUGACGAACGGCCGUCGCGCCCCGGCAUGCCAGUGUACUUUUCCAGCUUGCCCUCAAAUGAGACAACUUCAGUGCAACGGGUUUCCCAGCCAGGCACUACUCCGCAGCAUGUACGCCGCACAAAAGGACACAGCGCCUCCAAUUUCAAAGACAGGUCCUGCAAAGAAAGGAUCCAGCGCUGGUGGUGUCUCUGGAACGUUGGUAUCUCAUUGUUAUCAAUUUUGGUCUUCUGGCAUGUCUGAGACUUCCCCUGGCAGGAGCCCAUCAGAGACGCCGGCAAUGGCACAAACUGGAUUGCGGUCCUCACCGGUUGAGCAAGUUAAUGAGUGCCAGUCGUACUGUCGCAGUCAAGAAUUGCUACGCGAAGGUGCGGGCCAAGCAGCGGUGCUGUCCUCGCCACGACAGGACCUCAGGUGUGAAAAUGGUGAAGUUGUCCCUCGUGUAGCCUUUCCUUCAACAGGAACCUCUGAGGGUCUCGGGCAGCCACCGCCGGUUAGAAGGCUGGCAGAGGUGGAUGAGGAUGCACAGGCACAGAGGUGUUGCGGUGCCGACAACACAUAUUUGACGGCGAACAACCAUCGUGGAUUGCCGAUUGCCGAAUGCUUCUCUGAAUGUGACGGGGAAAGCGGCGCGCCCGUUGGAUUGCACAGCACGCUGACAGAAACACAUUUCAGUGCACAGGCACAACGGAGAGCUGGUGCAAGGAAUGACAGUCGGGGCUGUAAGCAAGGACCGGCCGAUCAAGGCCUGCGAUCAUUUGAAUCCGGCUGUGAUACCAGUUCGGGCAGCACAGGCACUUCAGACGGGUACGCAAGUAUGCUGACGUUUUGUUCAGGCGAAGCCUCAGAAGGGACGGUCGAUAAUGCCGCAUCUUGCUGUUCACCCACGAGGGAGAAAAGCUUAACAAAGCACGUGGACGUCCCAGAAAAACCCGACGGGGUGUAUACACGUGGGGGGACGGGAGAGCAGGCGCUACUACCGAACCUCGGGUUUGCUGACGCUGGACCUUCUGGUGCAGUUUUUCUUUCAUCCGAGAAAAACGACGCUGAGAAGAGACUCGACAGUCUUCCACGCAGGGACGACAAACGCCAGUCGUCACUUGUGACGAGCGCCUUGGACAUUCCGUUUUAUCCACACAAACGUGGAGUGGUGGAUUCGUCCCUCUAUCACAGCGGUGCGGUAGGACAAGGCCCUGUCCCUCUUAUGAGCCCUCUAGGAUGUGGAGGCAGCGUGUCUCGGUACGCUGAGAGAGCCGAUGUCGUAGUGCGGCUUGGUGAUGGACAUAGCAUCGGGGCUUCUUGCACGACGGAUAACGCAGUCUUUCAGCUCUCCGAAGCGCGACAGACCGCCUCAUUUUGUGCUCACCAGUCCGAUGGCGAUCUUGCCCAUACGGGGCGUCGAUCCGGACCUAGCGCCGUAGGGAUCGCCGAGCGAGAACACGACUACCCUACUAAUGGCUUUGCAAAUUGUCAAGGCGUUGCUUGCACGCAACAGAGGCAAAGCACUAACGACUCUCCGCACACCGGCGCGCAGGCGGCAGUGUCUGCAAUUGAUUGGCCCAGAAGUGUCGGGUUGGCUGAACAGUUUAGUAUCCGGACAACUUCGUGUGAACAUCCUGCUAGAUGGAAUGAAGAGCAGUCCGCGGACCCCACCGGCUCAGAGCGAAUUCCUGUCGCGUCACCUGAGGCGAGUAGAGACGCCGGGGUCAGCCGGUCCGGUGAAUGGAAGCAAACUUCCUCUGCAGACAUCGGCCGUAAUCCAAACACAGUCGACCAGUGUUCGAGGUCACCGUCGGGCACGACGAUGGACCACGAAACAGGAGGGACUGUGUCAGUGGAACCCAUUCAGAUCGACCAGGUGUCAGGAGGAGACGCGUGUAAAUGUGCCUCCGACUGCCACCCUGGAAAAGGCAGAGUUGACCCUGAUGGUUCUCUGGCGAAUUCACAGCAAAACCUGCAUCCAUCCGUGGGUUCGACGUCUCCCGGUAUCAGAAUCGUGGAUGUUCGCGAUGUGGACAAGGCCGGAGAAUUUGGUCCAGAUGACGGCUUCUGCGUAGGAGAGGGGCGAGAAGACCGAUGCUCGACAGUAGCACCCAUUAGGCGGGCUAUGGCGCUGUCUGUGAUUCCCUCGCAUGCCAGUCGCGAUAACCGUUCGGCGGCUUUGACGUCUGUUUCUCCUCGUGACGAGUGUGGUUCUCCGAUUCGUAGGAAAUGCUCCCCGUCCGAAGCGGGAAAUUGUGCGCCGUCUCAUCCACCACCUGCGGUAUCGUGUCCACCUGCACUUGCUGAUAUGCCGCUGGAGCACCCUGCACUAGAACGGACUAUGCAUUCAGUGGCAUUAAUAGGCGUGUAUGGCCUCCAAGGGUUGUCAGCCGAUGAAGACGCUUCCGUUCAAGGCAGCCAGAAAGAGUACCCUGGAGAUGAGCGUGACUCGUUCCAUUGUGGUGCAGCACGGAUAUGGCACGAAGGGACACGAACGUGGCCGAAAGAAACCGGAGCAGACGGCUUCUUGUAUGAUAGGGAGAUGGUCGCAAGGGAGCGUAAGUCGAGGAUUGACACUACGUCUCCAAACAGGAAUUUUCAGCCGAGAAACAACCAGUAUGUGCAGGGCGUGCAGGGGCAUCAGGAGGUGAGGUCGAACUCUAUAUGCGCAGACUCCACGAACUCAGUGGAAAUACAGUCCUUCGAAGAAUUGCAAGAACGAGACAGACCAAAAGAAUCUCCACUGCGAGGUGAGCUGGCAGCAACACCUAGUCAGGAGACACAUCUCGGCAUCGGCCGGGAGACGUGGGGGAGAGCUGCCCACUUAAGAAAGCUCUCAGGAGUGUCGAUGCCUUCUGUACAGCAGGGCGAGCAGGCGUCUGAGGGUGAGAGAGACCUACAGGGUCACGAAGGCGAUGAGAGAGCUUUGGCACUGGACGAUGCGAAUCCAUGCUUUUUUCCAAAAGUAUCCGUUGGUGUAUCAGAGGGCGGACAAGGGCAGGACGUACCCGAAUGUUUCUACCAGCGACAAGUAGCGGCCGGCACAUGUGCGGGGAGAGCUUUGUCAGCGGAAGAAACCCUCGGCUUCGAAAGGCUGGGCCCCCCCUUACAGUUGUUGCUGGUUGACGGAGACACUCCAUUCGAUGCCGCUGAGAAGACGCCGUCUUAA
Molecule: messenger RNA, 7197 nt
Organism: Besnoitia besnoiti
Lineage: Eukaryota; Apicomplexa; Conoidasida; Eucoccidiorida; Sarcocystidae
Exons: 5
Coding region: 1-7197 (2398 amino acids)
Biological process (GO): regulation of DNA-templated transcription
Cellular component (GO): nucleus
Molecular function (GO): DNA-binding transcription factor activity, RNA polymerase II-specific; RNA polymerase II cis-regulatory region sequence-specific DNA binding
Source: RefSeq, a predicted model, not a curated record